This is a messenger RNA of Doryrhamphus excisus (bluestripe pipefish), 9520 nucleotides long. The record is from RefSeq and is a predicted model, not a curated record. Lineage: Eukaryota; Metazoa; Chordata; Actinopteri; Syngnathiformes; Syngnathidae.
UUAUAUGAAUUUAUACUUUUAAUGUUUAAUCGGGUAGAAGCCACAAAUCGGCCAUCUUGGUUCUAGUUGUAGUUCUUGAGAGGUUUGAGGACUUUUGAAUGGGACAAUGAGAAGCAUCAGAAGGAAUAAAUAUCUGGAUUGAAUUUAAUAUAAAUGUUAAAUAAAUUACAGACAAUUUUAUGUCCAAAAGUCAUCAUGAGCGGGGAAGUCAACGUGAGGUCCGCCCUUCAUCCUCCCCCCCAAUCUGGAAUCCCACUCCCACGUACGCUCUUAACCGCCUCCCCAAAAAGGGACCGGCACCACAGGACCGGCGACCUCCCGAGGACCUCGACCCACUCCUCGAAACACAUACCCACUACGUCUCCAUCAUGUUGUCCUUGGAACACCAGCCUCCACAAACCCCCUUGUGGGGACUUGGUGGCAGAUGUUGGCCUGAAGCCUCCACUGCCCCACUACACGGAUGCUCGCCAGAUGUCGUCUUCGGCCUACAACAGUCCACUGACCCACCGACGAGUGUCACCGCCGCACUCUAAAGACCCACCGGAUCUGGGAAAACCCACUAAUAGAGAUUUUUCACUUGAUGGUAAUUGUAAUAGAAAUCCAUGCACUAAUACAAACCAGGCAUGGUCCACCAGCAACCUACGUUCUCCACUCCAGUUCAGAAGACCCGACUCUUCCCGUUCAGAGCCUCCAAAAACGGAACCGUUCAAGUCCAGUAAUGGUAACAUGUACCUACCUCUCGCUCAAAGUACUCCUCAACGGACCAUCCGAGGUCUAAAUGACUCCACCGUCCAAUCAGAUGAAGAAAUGGAGACACCCGAGGAACCUAGUCAAGCUUCCUCUACCAGUCUCCCGCUGCUGCCACCGGGCAUGCUGGCCAUGCCCGUCAUGUGCAUCAGACCCGAAGGCCUACAAAAGGAGUCUGAAUCCUCAGAAACACAAAGUCCAAGAGUCAACAUGGUGGCUCCAUUCAGCUUCAGGCUGCCCCUGCAGGACGGGGAUUUGUCGCUGGACGAACUGAGUGACUGCUCAUCCGGAUCCAUCGAAAUCUGCUGCGACGACCUGACACCAGGAGGGAUGCUGGAGGCUAACGUGGCUAACGUCGUCAUGACAGCAAAGUCAAGAGACCCGGACCUCAGGACUCCCGUUGUCUCCAACCAGAAUUCUCCAUCCCAGUCCAUGGCCUCGAGGAAACCCCCGGCAAAACCAUCUUCUCUACCCCAGGGACCCCCACGUCCCUCCAGGUCGGAGCUGAAAGUCUACCGACCGACGACCGGCUCCAUUCCCGUUCCCGUCCCGAAUCCAUCCAAGCUCCGCAAACAGCGUUCACUCGGUAAUUUAUGUGUUCUCACCGACGCCGAGAAGAAACUGCACCUGUCCCAGACUCCCAGGUGGAAUGACGACUGCGGUCAGUCCGGUACCGGCACCAACAAAACAGGGAAGACCAAAACAAUUCAGGAUCUGAGCGGGAAAUCUUCGUUAUCCAGAACACUUUCAAAGUCCGAACAGUCCCUUUUCCAGGGAAAACCCAAACCUUUUAACUCACAAUCUGUGACAUCGAAUUUGGGGAAACCGAGUCGAAUCCCAGCACCGGGAAAACCACGUGGCCCUUUUGCCGAGGUCAAGCCUAUCAGCAAGACCUCUGAGAUUGAUCCGAUUCCAGGACCAGGACUUACUGAACACACAGUUAAGAACAAUGCUACACUAAGUACCGGGGACAAUGAGAAGAAAGAAAGAUCUGCUUCGGUUUUGAACCAGGACAAGAAAGAACGGAACACGGUAGAGGAAGAAGAGGAUAAGAACUUUUUGAAGGUGGACCCGGAGUUAGUGGUGACAGUUCUGGGGGACCUGGAGCAGCUCUUGUUCAGCCAAAUACUCGACCCAGAAUCCCAGAGGAAGAAGACGGUGCAAAAUGUCUUGGACCUGCGACAAAACCUGGAGGAAACCAUGACCAGCCUGAGAGGGGUGCCACUGAGCCACAGCUGCAUGGAGGGGACCGUGUGCUAUGACAGUGACGAAGCUGCUGCGUUUUCCAUUUCCAGUCUAUCCAAUCGAUCCUCUCCCCUGUCAUGGCGUCACGGCCAAGCGAGCCCGCGUCUCCAGGCUGGCGACGCCCCGUCCGCGGUCGUCAACACCCCAACGGAUCUUCCGCCGCUGCGCAUCAGCCAUACCUCCCGCGUUCACCUCAUCGAAGCUCUGGACGACUCGGAUCCGUCGCUGCUGAAAGGAGAUUACCUCAGCAACAGCGACCUCGGUGGGACCAGCCCGAAUGAGGAUGAUGAAGAUGAUGUCGAUAUCGAUGAUCUGGCAAAUGGUUGGGACGAGAGCAGCUCCAUAAGCAGCGGUUUGAGUGACGGCUCCGACAACCUGAGCUCUGAGGAGUUCAUCACGAGCCCCACCCUCAACUCGCUUCCUUCCACUCCCGUCGGCUCCCGCAGAAAUUCAGCCGUUGUGAUGAGGACAGAUGCCGAGAAAAGAUCUCUGGUGGAAAGUGGACUGUCAUGGGACAGCGGGAACACCAAACCCAGCCGUAAGAGUCUGGGCGGCAGCACCUACGACACAGGGAGCCUCAAAUCGGAAUCAGCCAACAAAUGGAAAAAAUCCAAGCCGCCAGCGGACGUUGUUGACGGAGAGAAGGGUGAACUGAAGAAACCCCAGACACCGAGCUACGGGAACGCGGCGAGGAAAGGAAGGAACCCGCCAGUGGGCGUCACCUCGCCCAUCACGCACACGCCACAGAGCGGGAUCAGAGUGGCAGUGAAGACAGACGGAAAGCCGUCGGAUAAAUCUCGGCUAGCGGUGAAAAACUCCAGUCUUCAGCGCUCCUCUUCCGACGCCGGGAAAGAUCACCGUAAUGGGACCGGUUCUUCUGAACAACGUAAACCGCCGUCAGGUCUUGCCAGGCCCUCGACUGGAGGAAACUUUGGAUUCAAAAAGCCCACACCAAAUAAUAGCAGUUCACACACUGCGAGCGCAGGCGGCAACAUUCCCAAGACGUCCGGUAUUCCGGUCAAACCGGGGACAGCUGGACGUAAGACGAGUCUUGACGUCUCCAACAGCGACCCGAGCGGGUUUUUGUCUCCGAAUGCCAGGACAUCGCUGCAGUACCGGUCUUUGCCACGCCCUGCCAAGACAAGCACCUUAACGCUGACCCGGCCCAGCUCAGCACGCCUGGUAAGCACCACCAUGGACGGAGGCUCUGGGCUGGUCAAACCCUCGAACACGGGGCUUCAGACCCCGAGGCUCAAAGAACAGGCCGGACUCGGUUCAGGGUUGGGUAAGACGAUCGGUCAGGGGAUCCCAAGUCCUGUUAAUCAAACGGACAGGGAGAAAGAGAAGGAGCGAGCCAAAGCUAAAGCUGUUGGGUCCGACUGCGGAGUUGGGUCCCUGAAGGGAACUGCUUCGGAGAACGGUGGGAGGCUGCAUGGCCUGAGACCUCCCAGUGUGACGGGCACCGAUUUGCUCUCCAACUCACACAGAUUAUCUGGAACCCGCAGCCUGACAAAACCUCCGUCUGUUGCCCAACUUGAAAAGUUGAACUCCAACAGCCCGGAUGUCGGCUCUCAGGACUCCUUGCCUCCUAAGAUUCCUCCUUACUCCAAACUUCAAGAUCUAGCUAGCUCCACGAACCCCUGCCUUACGCCAAGCCCGGCCCCUUUGCUCAAUAUCAACACUUCAGGCUGCUUCUCGGGCUCAGGGAUCGGGUUGGGGCCCCGGCAAGUCACGUCUCUCGGCGUUGACACGGGGAGAACCUCACCCUUGCUCUACCCCCGCCUGUCUGGGCUCCAUCGCAGCAUGGAGUCCCUGUCCUUACAGAUGAGCGUAGCUCCAGAGCUGCAGGAGAGGGGCCGAGAGAUGUUGAUGCGAAGCGGGUAUGACGCCAGCGAGUCCAGGGACAAAGAUCGGCACGAGGAUCGAGGACCUCCUGCCAGCUGGAGGUCUGGAAGUAAAGUCUCCGACACGGACACAGACGGUUCCCAUAGAGACAGGAACACUCUACCAAAGAAAGGUUUAAGUUUCAGCAGUGCCUCUCAGAGUGAGGACGAAGGGAAGGAGAAAGGAGAGAGGAGACACUCUCAUAGUAUUCUCACCAUGACCGACACUCUGGCUCUUCCGAUGCUGUCCUCGCCUUCCUCCCUGCCUCGCUCCUCCAAGACCAGUACAGUUCCGAGCCCGGUUGGCGCACCUCCGAGGAUGAUUCGAUCCAACAGCAUCCCAACGCAGGAAGCCUCGCUGGAGCUUUAUGGGGGGUCUCCGCUGGGAAGCACGUUGUCGCUAACGGAGCAUCCACGCAGCUUGGGAAUGGUACGCUCCGGAUCCUUCAGGGAAAAGGAGCCAUAUGAUGAAGUGAAUGGGUCUAUUACUUCCUUGGCGUCCAACGCCUCGUCAAGCUACUCCUCGGUGAGUGCAAGCGCCAUUCAUUCCCAGUCAGAGGAAAGGAUUCAGGGCGAGCAAAUCCGUAAGCUAAGGAGAGAACUGGAGUCUUCCCAGGAGAAGGUGUCUAACCUGACAACACAGCUGACAGCAAACGCAAACCUGGUUGCCGCCUUCGAGCAAAGUUUAUCCGUGAUGACAACCCGCCUGCAGAGUCUGUCCUUAAGUCAUGAACAGAAGGACACUGAGCUGAUGGAGCUGCGGGACACCAUUGAAUCCCUAAAGGCCCGGAACGAAGAAGCCCAGGCCGUCAUACACGGAGCCUUAAACAACCAAGAUAACAUGAAAGACGUUCGCAUUCAACGUCAGAACUCGUGUGAAAGCAUCUCCAGCCUCAACAGUCUGACCAGUAUGUCCAGUGUGGGCAGCUUGAAGGAGCAGGAUGCUAAGAAAAAGAAGAAAAAGAACUGGCUGAGAAGUUCCUUCAACAAGGCCUUCAGCAUCAGGAAAGGCCCCAAAACCUACUCGGAUAUUGAGGAAAUUGCUACUCCGGACUCUUCCGCUCCAAACUCACCAAAGAUGCUUCAUCAGGAAGUGGAUCUUUGCGAGAACCUGCCCUCAGCUCUCAAUACCUCCAUUAAGAUCAUGGAGACAGCAGAAGAGGGAAACGGCGACGAAAGAGCGGUAUCAGACCUGCGCUCAGAGCUCUGGGAGAAGGAGCGAGAGCUUACAGACAUCCGCCUGGAGGCUUUAAACUCCGCUCAUCAGCUGGAGCAGCUCAGGGACGCCAUGAACAACAUGGAGUCAACGGUGGAGAGCCUGAAAGCGGAGAAUGAUCAUCUAAAAGUCGGAGGUCAGCUCCAUUUCACAGGCUCCGGCCCCUCCUCUUCGACCUCACAGCCAUCGGGAUUGGCCACCAUCCUGGGACCUUCUCUGAGACAGCCCAUGUCCCUCACCAAGUCCUUCAGCCUCAGUCUGAAUGAUUGUAAAGGAUCAGAUGUUUCUCCAGGCAACAUGUUAAGUGUAUCUUCUCAGCUGGAGGAGGUGUGUGCACAAGUGCUGGUGUCCAUCACAGAUCCAGCGGAGCAGAUGAAAGCCCAGCAGGACCACUACCUGGGCUCGGUUCUGGUUAGUGAGCGAAUGGAGUGGGCUUAUCUGGACUCCAUUAUCGCCAAGACAUUCAGAGAGUACCUGACUCAAGUGGACCCGACAGCCAGCUUGGGUCUGUCCUGCGAGUCGCUACACAUGUAUCAGCUGACGCAGGGCGUGCAGAGGGUGAUUGGAGGGGACAAACCUCAGAUGUCGCCUUAUCAGUGUCUCAGCGGAAGUGCGACCCGCAUCUUUGUCACCUUGAAAGGUCUCAGAGAACAAAGUGUGGACUCCCUGGUGUUCGAGACCCUUAUUCCCAAGCCCAUGAUGCUGCACUAUAUAAGUCUGCUACUAAAACACAGGCGUCUGAUUCUCUCUGGUCCCAGCGGGACCGGGAAGACUUAUUUGGCUCAGCGCUUGGCCCGCUACCUCCUGCAGCGCAGCCGCAACGAUUCUCCGGAAGUGGAUCAUGAGCCCGAACUUAUCGGUCGCGAUGCCGCUGUCAACUUUAAUAUGCAUCGUCAGUCUCAGAAGGAGCUGCAGUCCUAUCUUUCCAAUGUAGCCAAUCAGAUUGACAGACAAAGCGGAGGUGAGCUGCCGCUGGUGGUCAUCAUCGACGAUAUCGGUGACGCAGGCGCCAUCACCGAUCUCAUCAACGGAGCGCUCACCUGCAAGUACCACAAAUGUCCUUACAUCAUCGGAACCACCAACCAACCCGUGAAGAUGUCAUCCAACCACGGACUGCACCUCAGCUUCAGGAUGGUGAUAUUCUCCAAUAACGUGGAACCGGCUAACGGUUUCCUUCUGAGGUACCUGCACCGUAAAGUCGUGGAAGCCUACCAGAAGCGGGAGCAUGACGCGGAGCAGCAUCAAGCUCUCCUCUGCGUCCUGGACUGGGUGCCGCAGCUUUGGUACCACCUCCACACAUUCCUGGAGAAACACAGCACUUCCGAUUUCCUUAUAGGUCCUUGCUUCUUCUUGUCGUGUCCUGUGUCAGUGCCAGAGUUCAGGAAGUGGUUCAUCGAUCUGUGGAACCACUCGAUCAUACCGUAUCUGCAGGAGGGAGCCAAGGACGGAAUCAAGGUGCAUGGUCAGAAAUCAGCGUGGGAGGAUCCGGUGGAGUGGGUGAGAGGGACCCUACCUUGGCCCGGCGCACAGCAGGACCAAUCCAAACUCUUCCACCUACCUCCCCCGAGCAUAAGUCUACUCAACGAAGAGAAGAAUCCCGCCAAAGACGUUCCUCCGCCCAGCACACUGGAUUCCGAUCCACUGAUGAUCAUGCUUCUGAAGCUCCAGGAGUCAGCGAACAGCAUCGAGUCGCCGGAGCGAGACGAUCCAACUCUGCAAGCAACGCUAUGAGAAUAAAAAAAUAUAUACUUAAAAAUGAUCGGAUCAGGCGGCACGGUGGUCUAGUGGGUAGCGCGCAGACCUCACGGCUAGGAGACCAGGGUUCAAUUCCACCCUCCAUGCGUGGGUUUUCUCCGGGUACUCCGGUUUCCUCCCACAUUCCAAAAAAAACAUGCUAGGUUAAUUAGCGACUCCAAAUUGUCCAUAGGUAUGAAUGUGAGUGUGAAUGGUUGUUUGUCUAUAUGUGCCCUGUGAUUGGCUGGCGACCAGUCCAGGGUGUACCCCGCCUCUCGCCCGCCUCCGAAGACAGCUGGGAUAGGCUCCAGCACCCCCGCCACCCUCGUGAGGAAAAGCGGUAGAGAAUGAAUGAAUGAAUGAUUGGAUCAGGGGCGGCACGGUGGUCUAGUGGUUAGCGCGCAGACCUCACAGCUAGGAGACCAGGGUUCAAUUCCGCCCUCCAUGCGUGGGUUUUCUCCGGGUACUCCGGUUUCCUCCCACAUUCCAAAAAAACAUGCUAGGUUAAUUAGCGACUCCAAAUUGUCCAUAGGUAUGAAUGUGAGUGUGAAUGGUUGUUUGUCUAUAUGUGCCCUGUGAUUGGCUGGCGACCAGUCCAGGGUGUACGCCGCCUCUCGCCCGAAGACAGCUGGGAUAGGCUCCAGCACCCCCCGCGACCCUCGUGAGGAAAAGCGGUAGAGAAUGAAUGAAUGAAUGAAUGAUUGGAUCAGGGGCGGCACGGUGGUCUAGUGGUUAGCGCGCAGACCUCACAGCUAGGAGACCAGGGUUCAAUUCCGCCCUCCAUGCGUGGGUUUUCUCCGGGUACUCCGGUUUCCUCCCACAUUCCAAAAAAACAUGCUAGGUUAAUUAGCGACUCCAAAUUGUCCAUAGGUAUGAAUGUGAGUGUGAAUGGUUGUUUGUCUAUAUGUGCCCUGUGAUUGGCUGGCCACCAGUCCAGGGUGGACCCCGCCUCUCGCCUGAAAACAGCUGGGAUAGACUCCAGCACCCCCCGCGACCCUCGUGAGGAAAAAGCGGUAGAAAAUGAAUGAAUGAAUACUUAAAAAUGAUUGGAUCAGGGGCGGCACGGUGGUCUAGUGGUUAGCGCACAGACCAGGGUUCAAUUCCACCCUCUGGCAUCUCUGUGUGGAGUUUGCAUGUUCUCCCCGUGCAUGCGUGGGUUUUUUCCGGGUACUCCGGUUUCCUCCCACAUUCCAAAAAACAUGCUAGGUUAAUUAGCGACUCCAAAUUGUCCAUAGGUAUGAAUGUGAGUGUGAAUGGUUGUUUGUCUAUAUGUGCCCUGUGAUUGGCUGGCGACCAGUCCAGGGUGUACCCCGCCUCUCGCCCGCCUCCGAAGACAGCUGGGAUAGGCUCCAGCACCCCUCGUGAGGAAAAAGCGGUAGAAAAUGAAUGAAUGAAUGAAUCAUAGGAAGAUGGAACAUUUUUAUUCUAAACAUGAUUAUUUUCCCGUCCGCAACCACGGGUGCUAACUUCCUUCGUUAUUUAUAAAGGACAAUUACCCAACAGCAGCCAAAAUUGCACUUUAUUUACUCUUUGGAAUAACUGGACUUGGGAAUCUUGCAGGGGAAUCUUGCGGUUCAAUUCAGUUCAUUGAGAAUUUGGGGGAAACGGGGAACGCCACGGUGUCUCCGAUGCUGGAUUGCACAACAGAUGGAUAAGGAAAUACUGGAUUAUUUAACUUGUUAAAAGAGACGCUUCCUGUUGCCGUUUUUGAGGACUUUUUUUUUUUUUUGUGAUCGAUGAAGAUUCGUAUUGAUUUUGUAGGAUUUUUUGUACCGACUCAUCCGGAUUCCGUACGCCGAACACAAAAACCCGACUAGUGCUUCCGUCGUUGCCGUUGUUUCCGUCUUUUCUUACUCGAUUUUCUCUUUAUGCCUUCCAACGACUUCAUUUCGCUUCCAGAUUAGCAACUGGAAUCGAUCCCUUUUUUUUUUUUUUUUUUUUUUUAGGAUGAACUCGCAUCUCGACUGUUCUUUGACAAGAAGGAAGAACGUUAAACUUUCAGGUGCUAAAUAUAAAGUACAAUGCCUACAUCGAUCUGUGCCUGAGCCCCCCCCUCCCCCCCCCCCCCCCACACCCACACCCCCCCCGACUGGCUUGCAGCUACCUGAAUUCACCUUUCCCAGUAUCACUUCCUUUCACCUGGUGUGAUGUCACGGUAACGGGAUGAGACAGAUUUGAAGCGGGGAUUGGACCUUUGGUUGUUUUCAGGUGGAAGGUGUGUGUGUGUGUGUGUGUGUGUGUGUGUGUAAGUGGGCUGCUAAGGUGUGUGUGUGUGGACCUAGUUCACAUGAUGCUAACAUCGCAGAUGUUUUGAGAUGAAAUAAUGAUGCACAUUUGCUUUAUUUUUCCCAAAGCUUUUACUUUCAUCGGACCUAUCUUUUUUUUUUUUUACCAAAAUCUUUUUUUUUUCACCUUGUUUUUUUCUUAUACAAAUAUUUGUAAAGAUUUGUCUUUUGUACAUGACAUCACUGUUGUACAGACUGUACAUAGCCAUCUUGCGUCUGCGACAACAAUCACUGAAAAAGGUGGAAAUGUAAAGGAAAAAUAGGACUUGAUUGUUUAUGAUGAAUUUCCUCCAGCAGGAAGAAGGAGAACUUGAUUUCUAAGCAGAUCAAGUCAUGUUUGUAUGGCGUAGGUUUAAGCGUAUCACAUGUCCAACUUGAGCUAUGAACACAAUAAAGUCAUUGCCAUUCUU